CCGGCGAAAUCGGACGGUCGAGAUCAAUCAUGCACCGUAGAGCAAUUCAAGAAUCAGACGACGAAGAAGAUGAGACUUACAACGACGUCGUUCCUGAAUCUCCUUCUUCUUGUGAAGACUCAAAGAUCUCAAAACCAACUCCAAAGAAAAGUAGGAGGAACGUAGAGAAGAGAGUUGUCUCAGUUCCGAUUGCUGACGUGGAAGGAUCUAAGAGUAGAGGAGAAGUAUAUCCACCGUCCGAUUCAUGGGCCUGGAGAAAGUACGGACAAAAGCCGAUCAAAGGCUCGCCUUAUCCAAGGGGAUAUUACAGAUGCAGUAGCUCAAAAGGAUGUCCGGCGAGGAAGCAGGUGGAGAGAAGCCGUGUGGACCCUUCAAAGCUCAUGAUUACUUACGCCUGCGACCACAACCACCCUUUCCCUUCCUCCUCCGCUAACAACAAAUCCCACCACCGCUCCUCCGUCGUCCUCAAAACCGCCAAAAAAGAGGAAGAAUACGAAGAGGAGGAAGAAGAACUAACCGUCACCGCCGCAGAAGAACCGCCGGUGGGACUAGACCUGAGCCACGUAGACUCACCUUUGCUCUUAGGUGGCUGCUACAGCGAAAUCGGCGAGUUCGGGUGGUUCUACGACGCGUCGAUCUCAUCAUCAUCUGGUUCUUCGAAUUUCCUCGACGUAACUCUAGAGAGAGGUUUUUCAGUAGGCCAAGAGGAAGAUGAGUCUUUGUUCGGUGAUCUCGGUGAUUUACCUGAUUGCGCCUCCGUGUUCCGCCGUGGCACGGUUGCGACGGAGGAACAACAUCGGAGAUGUGAUUUUGGCGCCAUUCCUUUCUGUGAUAGUUCUAGAUGAGUGUGUGUAGCCAAAACCAAAAGAAAAAAAACAAUUUUUU
Messenger RNA from Arabidopsis arenosa, 885 nucleotides. Lineage: Eukaryota; Viridiplantae; Streptophyta; Magnoliopsida; Brassicales; Brassicaceae. The record is from the annotation of a GenBank genome assembly.